AUGACGAGACACCGAUCAGCCAGAGGAGCCAUCAAUAUAGUUGGAAAUAUUGCUAACAAAUUAUUUGGUGUUUUAGAUUCAGAAUAUGCUGAAACGAUUUCUAAAACUCUAACUCAAAUCAACAAUAAUGAAGAUGUACUAUCAAAAAUGAUCAAGAAUCAGACUACAGUCAUGGACUCAACUCUAAAUAUAUUCAGCAAAACUACAGAAGCCAUUGCAGUCAAACUGAAUCAACUACAAGAUGAGACAAACAAAAUAGUAGAUCACACUAAUCAUAAUACUAAACGUAUUAACCACCUAGAGAUCUAUACAUCACUGGUAACCCAACUUACAUGGAUGGCACAUACAUUAAUGAAAAUUGAAGCUGCGAUAUUUGAUGUCUUAACUGAUACUCAGCAUGGCAGAAUUAAUUCUCUUUUGAUGUCUCCACAACAACUUCAAAACCAAAUCAUGAAGAUCAAGGGCCAUUUACCUCAUUCACUUCGUCUUCCAUUUAAUCAAGAGGAUGUUAUUCAUUUAUACACGUUGAUGUCUUCACAAAGUGGAAUCACACAAGAUCAUUUGAUAGUUGUCUUACAACUGCCAUUAACCGAUCAUGAGGAUUUCGAUUUAUUCAAUCUCGUCCCAAUUCCUGCAACAGUCAACAAUACAAUGAUGACAAGAGUUCCAGAAGCUUCAUUUUUAGCUGCCACGCCGCAUAGAGACCAAUAUUUUGCCUUAACUCGUGAACAGUAUAAGGAGUGUAUGAUUUUCAAGCAACCAGAAAACAAACUACUUUGUUCAGAUAAACAAUCAAAAUAUAACACCGGCUCACAGGUUUACGCUUGCGAAUUUAACCUAUUAAAAAACAUAUCUGACAAUACGUGUAAUGUGCAGGAAACAAAAUCGAACAUUAUUUGGAGUCCCCUGUAUCAUGCGAACCAAUGA
Messenger RNA from Teleopsis dalmanni, 927 nucleotides. RefSeq lists its product as uncharacterized. NCBI's taxonomy places the organism in Eukaryota, Metazoa, Arthropoda, Insecta, Diptera, Diopsidae. Bases 1 to 927 code for a protein of 308 amino acids. The transcript has a single exon. The record is from RefSeq and is a predicted model, not a curated record.